AACUCUUCCCUCUCUGACGCGCUCCCGGGGGGUGACGUCACCUCCCAUAGGCACCGACGGACGACACGCGCAUCCCUGUCUACGUGGCGGGGCGGAAGGAGCGCGUCUAGCGGAGAGAGUUGUCAGCAGCGAGACUAACCGAUGAACAUGUCUGACUCCAACCCUCCCAUAUUCCCCCCCGCUCCUCUCUCUGACCCCUCCCACACCGACGCCAACCCCCCAGGAGAAGACACACACACAGCUCUCCCGCCUCCCACACCCAUCCCCCAGCCCUCGUUGGCCACGGAGGGUUCCGAGGGCUCUGAGCCAGCCAACCAGGUGGCAGGAGAGGACGUGACCAGGGACGACAGAGAUGAGGCUCCUAUUGACCAAUCAGGGGGCGGCGGCGGCGUGGAGGAUCAGGUGACUGAGUGUGGCCAAUUGGUGAGCCUGGAGGCGGAGACCGCUGCUGCCGAGGGGGAGGAAGAGGACUCUCUUCAGGUCAAGGGGAAAGGUUGGGGUGGAUGGGGCUCCUGGGGGAAGUCUCUACUGACCAGUGCCACGUCUACUGUGGGUAACAGUCUAACUUCAGUAAAGGAGAAGGCCGGAGCUCUGCGUCUUCACAGGACCUCAGUAGGAGAGGAGGCGCGAGAGGAGGGGGAGGAGGAGAGGAAGGAGGGAGGAGAGGAAGAGGAGGAUAGCUGUCCUCAGUCAGCCCUGGUCACUACUCCACCACCAAGCAGAGGAGUACUGUCUACCAUCACACACGCUGGUAAAUCAGUGAUCAGUGGAGGUCUCGAUGCCUUAGAGUUCAUCGGUAAGAGAACCAUGACGGUCCUGGCAGAGACUGACCCUGGUUUCAGGAAGACCAAGAUACUAAUGCAGAGGACUGUCUCACUCAGCCAGAUGCUGAAGGAUGCCAAAGAGAAGGAGAGGGCUCGUCUCAGCUGCCAGCCAAUCAGUGAGCCCACAGCUCACUACGGAAUCCUGUUUGAUGACUACCAGGGCCUAUCACACCUAGAGGCUCUGGAGAUACUGGCCAAUGAGAGUGAGGCUAAGGUUCAGUCGUUCCUCUCCUCCCUGGAAGAGGAGGAUCAGGAGGAGAUAAAGAAAGAACUGAUCGCCAUCAAGGACAUCUUCGUCAGCCACACGGGAGAGGAGGAGGAGGGAGAGGGCGAGGAGAAGAAGGAGGGAGAGGAGACAGUGGAUAAGGGUGAUCUAAGUCCCCAGUGUUCUACUCCUCUGUCAGCUGAUGGGGAGGAGUUUGUGAGCGUCCUGACUGAGUUGCUGUUUGAGCUUCACGUCGCUGCCACCCCAGACAAACUGAACAAGGCCAGGAUGAGAGCGCAUGAUUGGGUGAGAGAGGUGGAGAAACCUGUCGUCGUCACGGAAACCAUCGGGGGGGCGACGGAGGAGGAGCAAAGAGGAGAACCUGAAACAAGAGAGGGAGAAGAAGAGAAGAAAGAGGGGGAGGAGCUGGAGGAGAAGAAAGAGGAGGAGGAGCUAAAGGAGAAGAAAGAGGAGGAGAAAGAGGAGGAGGAGCUAAAGGAGAAGAAAGAGGAGGAGAAAGAGGAGGAGGAGCUAAAGGAGAAGAAAGAGGAGGAGAAAGAGGAGGAGGAGCUAAAGGAGGAGGAGGUAAAGGAGAAGAAAGAGGGGGAGGAGAUAAAGGAGAAUGAGGAAGAGAGACGAUCCAGGUCUGUAGAGGCAGUGUACCUCUGUUCAGUGGGCUCCCUGGCGGAGGUGACAGCCCGCAGUAUCGAACAGCUCCACAAGGUGGCAGAGUUGAUCCUCCACGGACAGGACCUGGAGAAACCUGCCAGAGACCAGGCUCACAUACUCACCAGGUUGACGUGUGCCAUGUGUCGGGAGGUGGGUUGUCUUGCCAGGAAGUUCUCUGAUACUCUGCUCACCGUUGGGGUUCAGAGAAAAGCAGAAGAGUUGAACCCUUUGGUAGACAGUGUGCUGCUUGAGGGUUCUAACAGCACCACAUACAUCCAGAACGCCUUCCAGCUCCUCCUCCCGGUUCUCCAGAUGUCACACAUCCAGACCCACAGCUCUAGAACCCGCACGGAACCACAGCCCUAACCCCGUCGUAGCCACAGUAAACACACCUCAUACUGCUGAAGUGCUGUGAGCAUACUAGCCCGUCCUAAUGAUGUAACUAUGUACAGGAAGAUAAUGUGAUAUAUAUAUAUAUAUUAAUAACAGCGAUACGGAAGUCAACUCCUAGGUUGCCAUAGUAACAGACUAGACUAGGAUAUCCGUAAACUAUGACGUAAUGCAGUAACUUGGUAUAGUUUCAUGUAGGGUACAACUUCUCAGAUUGAAGAGCUUGUACUCAUGUCUAUUGAGCAUCUCCAAAUUGAUUAUUUUAUUAUAUAUAUAUAUGUAUUACUGUUCAGAGGUAAAUCUAAACAUGAUUCAUGUCAACUGGCUAAUUUAACCCGGUGUAUCAGAUUAUGUCUUAUCGUUUUAUAAAGCGAAACCAAAAAAAAUAGUUUUGUUGUUAGAGUUUGUUUUUAGUGUCACGUAAAACCAGAUCCGUACAGUGUAAUUUGUCCGCUCAGGUGUUCGAACCAGAGACCUUUGGGUUCCUCUGGGCCCAACGCGCUAAUCGCUAGGCUACAUGCCGCAGGUAUUGAUGUUCCCUGCUUAAUGAAGGUGGGUUUCUUUACAUCGCAGAACAACUAACCUUGUUGAAAUGGCAGAACAACUAACCUUGUUGAAAUGGUAGAACAACUAACCUUGUUUACAUGGCAGAACAACUAGCCUUGUUUACAUGGUAGAACAACUAACCUUGUUGAAAUGGUAGAACAACUAACCUUGUUGAAAUGGUAGAACAACUAACCUUGUUGAAAUGGUAGAACAACUAGCCUUGUUGAAAUGGCAGAACAACUAACCUUGUUGAAAUGGUAGAACAACUAACCUUGUUGAAAUGGUAGAACAACUAACCUUGUUGAAAUGGUAGAACAACUAACCUUGUUGAAAUGGUAGAACAACUAACCUUGUUGAAAUGGCAGAACAACUAACCUUGUUGAAAUGGUAGAACAACUAACCUUGUUGAAAUGGUAGAACAACUAACCUUGUUGAAAUGGUAGAACAACUAACCUUGUUUACAUGGUAGAACAACUAACCUUGUUGAAAUGGUAGAACAACUAACCUUGUUGAAAUGGUAGAACAACUAACCUUGUUGAAAUGGUAGAACAACUAACCUUGUUGAAAUGGCAGAACAACUAACCUUGUUGAAAUGGUAGAACAACUAACCUUGUUGAAAUGGUAGAACAACUAACCUUGUUGAAAUGGUAGAACAACUAACCUUGUUGAAAUGGUAGAACAACUAACCUUGUUGAAAUGGUAGAACAACUAACCUUGUUGAAAUGGUAGAACAACUAACCUUGUUGAAAUGGUAGAACAACUAACCUUGUUUACAUGGUAGAACAACUAACCUUGUUGAAAUGGUAGAACAACUAACCUUGUUGAAAUGGUAGAACAACUAACCUUGUUGAAAUGGUAGAACAACUAACCUUGUUGAAAUGGCAGAACAACUAACCUUGUUGAAAUGGUAGAACAACUAACCUUGUUGAAAUGGUAGAACAACUAACCUUGUUGAAAUGGUAGAACAACUAACCUUGUUGAAAUGGUAGAACAACUAACCUUGUUGAAAUGGUAGAACAACUAGCCUUGUUGAAAUGGUAGAACAACUAACCUUGUUGAAAUGGUAGAACAACUAACCUUGUUGAAAUGGUAGAACGACUAACCUUGUUGAAAUGGUAGAACAACUAACCUUGUUGAAAUGGCAGAACAACUAACCUUGUUGAAAUGGUAGAACAACUAACCUUGUUGAAAUGGUAGAACAACUAACCUUGUUGAAAUGGUAGAACAACUAGCCUUGUUGAAAUGGUAGAACAACUAACCUUGUUGAAAUGGCAGAACAACUAACCUUGUUGAAAUGGCAGAACAACUAACCUUGUUGAAAUGGUAGAACAACUAACCUUGUUGAAAUGGUAGAACAACUAACCUUGUUGAAAUGGUAGAACAACUAACCUUGUUGAAAUGGUAGAAGAACUAGCCUUGUUGAAAUGGUAGAACAACUAACCUUGUUUACAUGGUAGAACAACUAACCUUGUUUAAAUGGUAGAACAACUAACCUUGUUGAAAUGGUAGAACGACUAACCUUGUUGAAAUGGUAGAACAACUAACCUUGUUGAAAUGGUAGAACAACUAGCCUUGUUGAAAUGGUAGAACAACUAACCUUGUUGAAAUGGUAGAACAACUAGCCUUGUUGAAAUGGUAGAACAACUAACCUUGUUGAAAUGGUAGAACAACUAACCUUGUUGAAAUGGCAGAACAACUAACCUUGUUUACAUGGUAGAACAACUAACCUUGACAUUAACGGACAAAGACAAAAAAAGGACCAGAACUAUAAUGUUCUAUAUUU
Messenger RNA from Oncorhynchus mykiss (rainbow trout), 4417 nucleotides. The record is from RefSeq and is a predicted model, not a curated record. Lineage: Eukaryota; Metazoa; Chordata; Actinopteri; Salmoniformes; Salmonidae.